This is a messenger RNA of Penicillium cataractarum, 897 nucleotides long. Its product is annotated as SDR family NAD(P)-dependent oxidoreductase. Lineage: Eukaryota; Fungi; Ascomycota; Eurotiomycetes; Eurotiales; Aspergillaceae. The record is from RefSeq and is a predicted model, not a curated record. The coding region runs from base 1 to 897 and encodes 298 amino acids. Gene Ontology annotation, molecular function: oxidoreductase activity. The transcript has 5 exons.
AUGGCCUCUCUCGCAGCUUUAGAUUUAUUCAAUGUACAAGGCCGUGUCGCGGUGGUCACAGGCGGAAGCAGCGGAAUAGGGCUUAUGAUCUCUAAAGGACUCGUCCAGAAUGGCGCAAAGGUCUAUAUUGCUGCAUUGCCAAGUGAUCCCAUCGCCGACGUCGUUACCGAGCUCAACCAUAUGGGGCGAGAUGCUGGUGGUACCGCAGAGGGUUUCAUAUGCGAUGUAUCAUCUAAAGAAUCAAUAUCUGGACUUGUCCAGCACAUCUCUCAGAAAGAACAGUCCUUGGAUAUACUAAUCUCGAAUGCGGGCAUUCGUCGCGACCCUCCACAGGCAUGCAAUGUCCUGACAGCGAAUUUGGAAGAGCUUCAAAAGUCGAUGUGGUCCAUCGAGGAGAAAGACUGGGAAGAUACAUUUCGAGUGAACUCGACGGCUCAUUACUUCCUAAGUGUUGCUUUCCUUCCCCUUCUCGCUGCGGCAGCCGAGAAGCAGACGGGGAACGGAGGAAAAGGUCGCGACGAGGGAAAAGGUGUGAUUAUCAUUACCAGCUCUUGUGCCAGUAUGCACAAUGUGACAAAUGUCGAUUUGACUAGCUACGCUACCAGUAAGGCGGCUACCGACCACUUAGUCAAGUUGCUGGCAGCGAAAUAUAAUCGCUUCUAUGUCCGAGUGGUGGGCAUGAACCCGGGAUUUGUCCCAAGCAAUAUGAAUCCUGUCGGUACUGAAGGGAAUAUCUUCAGUUCGCUGUUUGACAAGGUUCCAGCAAAACGGGCGGGCGCCUCCGAAGAUAUGGCGGGGACGAUCUUGUAUCUUGUGAGCAAAGCUGGGGCAUACGUGGAUGGCGUCUCGUUAUGUGUAGACGGUGGCCGAAUUUUGGUAGCGAAUGGACAGGAAUGA